AUGACGCACCCAACCGAUUCGUGCUCAGUGCUCGGCGAGCUGGAGGGAGAUCACUCGCCGCCAGUCAUCGCUGCAGAGAGGAGUCGCUGGGACUGGUCGUUGCUACAACAGUCGCUCCAACAUGCGCGCGGUACACAUCGCCAUAAUCGCCAUCUCAGCGAUCCUCUUGCUCGUCGCCUUGAUAUUGACUCUCACCAGCGGAGGUGGCCGGGAAGAACCAGUCCUAAGUGA
Molecule: messenger RNA, 231 nt
Organism: Nezara viridula (southern green stink bug)
Lineage: Eukaryota; Metazoa; Arthropoda; Insecta; Hemiptera; Pentatomidae
Source: the annotation of a GenBank genome assembly